GAGUCUGCCGCGCGGAGGGGGCGGGGAAUCCGGCCCCCACACUCGAUCCACGCUGGCUCCCCACGGCGGUCCCCCGACUCCCACUCCCAUCUGUACUAUGUUGUCGUCCUAGUCGGCCCGCUCCUCGUUGCUUCCGCCUCAGUAUGGCAUCACAGCUGCAGGUGUUUUCCCCCCCAUCAGUGUCGUCGAGUGCCUUCUGCAGUGCAAAGAAACUGAAAAUAGAGCCCUCUGGCUGGGAUGUUUCUGGACAGAGCAGCAACGACAAAUAUUAUACCCACAGCAAAACCCUCCCAGCCACACAAGGGCAAGCCAGCUCCUCUCACCAGGUAGCGAACUUCAGCAUCCCUGCUUACGACCAGGGCCUCCUCCUCCCGGCUCCUGCAGCGGAGCACAUUGUCGUGACGGCUGCUGACAGCUCGGCCAGUGCCGCCACAUCGACCUUCCAAAGCAGCCAGGCCCUGACUCACAGAAACAACGUUUCUUUGCUUGAGCCAUAUCAAAAAUGUGGAUUGAAAAGAAAAAGUGAGGAAGUUGACAGCAACGGUAGCGUGCAAAUCAUAGAAGAACAUCCCCCUCUCAUGCUGCAAAACAGGACUGUGGUGGGUGCCGCUGCCACGACCACCACUGUGACCACGAAGAGUAGCAGUUCCAGCGGAGAAGGGGAUUACCAGCUGGUCCAGCAUGAGAUCCUUUGCUCUAUGACCAAUAGCUAUGAGGUGUUGGAGUUCCUAGGCCGGGGGACGUUUGGACAGGUGGCUAAGUGCUGGAAGCGGAGCACUAAGGAAAUUGUGGCUAUUAAAAUCUUGAAGAACCACCCUUCCUAUGCCAGACAAGGACAGAUUGAAGUGAGCAUCCUUUCCCGCCUAAGCAGUGAAAAUGCUGAUGAGUAUAAUUUUGUUCGUUCUUAUGAGUGCUUUCAGCAUAAGAAUCACACCUGCCUUGUGUUUGAGAUGCUGGAGCAGAACUUGUAUGAUUUUCUCAAGCAGAACAAGUUUAGCCCACUGCCACUCAAGUAUAUCAGGCCGAUCUUGCAGCAGGUGGCCACAGCCCUGAUGAAGCUCAAGAGCCUUGGUCUGAUUCACGCUGACCUUAAGCCUGAAAACAUAAUGCUGGUCGAUCCAGUGCGCCAACCCUACCGAGUGAAGGUCAUUGACUUUGGCUCUGCUAGUCACGUUUCCAAAGCUGUGUGCUCAACCUACUUACAGUCACGUUACUACAGAGCCCCUGAAAUUAUUCUUGGAUUACCAUUUUGUGAAGCUAUUGAUAUGUGGUCAUUGGGCUGUGUGAUAGCUGAGCUGUUCCUGGGAUGGCCUCUGUAUCCUGGUGCUUCAGAAUAUGAUCAGAUUCGUUACAUUUCACAAACACAAGGCCUGCCAGCUGAAUAUCUUCUCAGUGCUGGGACAAAAACAACCAGGUUUUUCAACAGAGAUCCUAAUUUGGGGUAUCCGCUGUGGAGGCUUAAGACACCAGAAGAACAUGAAUUGGAGACUGGAAUCAAAUCAAAGGAAGCUCGAAAGUACAUUUUUAAUUGUUUAGAUGACAUGGCUCAGGUGAAUAUGUCCACAGACCUAGAGGGAACAGACAUGUUGGCAGAGAAGGCGGAUCGGAGAGAAUACAUUGAUCUGCUAAAGAAAAUGCUAACAAUUGAUGCAGAUAAGAGAAUUACUCCUCUGAAAACUCUGAACCAUCAGUUUGUGACAAUGACUCACCUUCUGGAUUUUCCACAUAGCAAUCAUGUUAAGUCUUGUUUUCAGAACAUGGAGAUCUGCAAGCGGAGGGUUCACAUGUAUGACACAGUGAGUCAGAUCAAGAGUCCCUUCACUACGCACGUUGCCCCAAAUACAAGCACAAAUCUAACCAUGAGCUUCAGCAACCAGCUUAAUACAGUGCACAAUCAGGCCAGUGUUCUAGCUUCCAGUUCUACUGCAGCAGCUGCUACUCUUUCUCUGGCUAAUUCGGAUGUCUCACUGCUGAACUACCAGUCGGCUUUGUACCCAUCAUCUGCAGCAGCAGUUCCUGGAGUUGCCCAGCAAGGUGUUUCCUUGCAGCCCGGAACCACCCAAAUUUGCACUCAGACAGAUCCAUUCCAACAAACGUUUAUAGUAUGUCCACCUGCUUUUCAGACUGGACUACAAGCAACAACAAAGCAUUCUGGAUUCCCUGUGAGGAUGGAUAACGCUGUGCCCAUCGUCCCCCAGGCGCCGGCCGCCCAGCCGCUGCAGAUCCAGUCAGGAGUCCUUACGCAGGGAAGCUGUACACCACUAAUGGUAGCAACUCUUCACCCUCAAGUAGCCACCAUCACACCGCAGUACGCGGUGCCCUUUACUCUGAGCUGCGCAGCCGGCCGGCCGGCGCUGGUUGAACAGACUGCCGCUGUACUGCAGGCUUGGCCUGGAGGAACCCAACAAAUUCUCCUGCCUUCAACUUGGCAACAGUUGCCUGGGGUAGCUCUGCACAACUCUGUCCAGCCCACAGCAGUGAUUCCGGAGGCCAUGGGCAGUGGCCAGCAGCUCACAGACUGGAGGAAUGCCCACUCUCACGGCAGCCAGUACAGCACUAUCAUGCAGCAGCCAUCCUUGCUGACUAACCACGUGACCCUGGCCGCUGCUCAGCCCCUGAAUGUUGGUGUUGCCCAUGUUGUCAGACAGCAGCAAUCUAGUUCCCUCUCUUCAAAGAAGAAUAAGCAGUCUGCUCCGGUCUCUUCGAAGUCCUCCCUGGAUGUUCUGCCUUCUCAAGUCUAUUCUCUUGUUGGGAGCAGUCCCCUGCGUACCACAUCUUCCUAUAACUCCCUAGUUCCUGUCUCAGAUCAGCAUCAGCCAAUCAUCAUUCCAGAUACUCCCAGCCCUCCUGUGAGUGUCAUCACCAUCCGCAGUGACACUGAUGAGGAGGAGGACAACAAGUAUAAGCCCAAUAGCUCUGGCCUGAAGGCAAGGUCUAAUGUCAUCAGUUACGUCACUGUCAAUGAUUCUCCAGACUCUGACUCUUCCUUAAGCAGCCCGUAUCCCACUGAUACCCCAAGUGCUCUCCGGGGCAAUAGCGGGCCCCUCGUGGAGGCGCCCGGCAGGGUCGUGGGGGAGGGUGCCGGCACCCGCACCAUCAUUGUGCCUCCGCUGAAAACCCAGCUUGGCGACUGCCCGGUAGCACCCCAGGCCUCAGGUCUCCUGAGCAGUAAGGCCAAGCCAGUGGCCUCAGUGAGCGGGCAGUCCUCUGGAUGCUGUAUCACCCCCUCAGGGUAUCGAGCUCAGCGCGGGGGGACCAGCGCGGCACAGCCACUUAACCUUAGCCAGAACCAGCAGUCUUCGUCAGCUCCAGCCUCGCAGGAGAGAAGCAGCAACGCUGCGCCCCGCAGGCAGCAGGCGUUUGUGGCCCCGCUCUCCCAAGCCCCCUACGCCUUCCAGCAUGGCAGCCCACUACACUCGACGGGGCACCCACACCUGGCCCCGGCCCCCGCGCACCUGCCGAGCCAGCCUCACCUGUAUACGUAUGCUGCCCCCACCUCUGCUGCUGCAUUGGGCUCCACCAGCUCCAUUGCUCACCUCUUCUCCCCCCAGGGCUCCUCACGGCACGCUGCAGCCUACACCGCCCACCCCAGCACUCUGGUGCACCAGGUCCCUGUCAGCGUCGGGCCCAGCCUUCUCACUUCUGCCAGCGUGGCCCCUGCUCAGUACCAACACCAGUUUGCCACCCAGUCCUACAUCGGGUCUUCCCGAGGCUCCGCCAUUUACACUGGAUACCCACUGAGCCCUACCAAGAUCAGCCAGUAUUCCUAUUUGUAGUUGGUGAGCAGAGGGAGGGCGGGCUCAUGGCUGCCUGUUCCUGGCCCGGAAUCUUUAAUAACAGGCCAUGAUGAGCUCCUCCCCUACCCCCUCUUGAAACUCCUUAGCCAGCAACUCAUUCUGCAGGGGCCCACUGAAGCAGAAGGGUUUUCUCUGGGGAAACCUGUCUUAGUGUUGACUGCAUUGUUGUAGUCUCCCAAAGUCUGUCCUAUUUUUAAAUUCUUUAUUUUUGUGACAGCAUUUUUGGUAUUUGGAAGAGUUCAGAUGCCCAUCUUCUGCAGUUACCAAGGAAGAGAGAUCGUUCUGAAGUUACCCUUUGAAAAAAUAUUUUCUCUCUGACUUGAUUUCUAUAAAUGUUUUUAAAACAAGCGAAGCCCGUCUUUAUUUAACUUUGUUUUAUUGUGAUUGCUGGUCCGAGGAAAAAUGCUGAUAGAAGGACUUGAAAUCUGGUAACUAGUGAGAAGAGAAAAAUUGUCAUGUUGUACUUGUUUAAAAACCAAGACUUACUUGCCUACUUUAAGAGCAGCUUACACAAGUCUAUACUUGACUAUCAGGCAUUUCUCCUCGAAAUUUUACCUUUCUUUAUGGGACAUUAGACUUACAGUGCUUUAGUUUUGUUUUCAUGUCACAUUAAACUGGGCAGUUGUUAUUUUUGCAAAACUGGUUACAUACUGCUCUCUGUGUUACUGUUGGGAUUCUCUCAGUUGCUCCUGUGUUUAUUUUAAACUAGUGUAAAAAAGGCAGCUCACCAUUUGCUGGUAACUUAGUGUGAGAGAAUCCAUACCUACCAUGAAAGCACUAGGUAUUCUUUUUAGAUGAAGUACCAUGCAUCCUUCUUAAGUUAUUUUUUACAAGUCCUUCUCUCUGAUUCAGCUUAAAUGUUAUUGGAAAAGCCAUUACGGUGGUUAUUAUUGUAUGGUGGUGAUUGUCUUAUUAUAUGCAAAAUCUCUUUGUAUUAUGCGAUACUGGUAUUGAUGAGCUUUGCCUAAAGGUUGUUGGCAUUGGUGAGCUUUGCCUAAAGAUUAAUAUGAAUUUUCAAUAAUUCACCUCUCGCUCUUUGCCUCAUCUCUCCCUUCUGUUCUCUAUGGUUUAUUUGGGGAGAAAGCUAAAGAAUAUGAAACCAGAUAAGAACGUCGUGUAUAGCUUUUAUACUUUAAAGUAGCUUCCUUUGUAUGCCAGCAGCAAAUUGAAUGCUCUCUUAUUAAGACUUAUACAAUAAGUGCAUGUAGGAAUUGCAAAAAAUAUUUUAAAAAUUUAUUACUGAAUUUAAAAAUAUUUUAGAAGUUUUGUAAUGGUGGUGUUUUAAUAUUUUGCAUAAUUAAAUAUGUACAUAUUGAUUAGAAAACUAUAACAAGCAAUUUUUCCUGCUAACCCAAAAUGUUAUUUGUAAUCAAAUGUGUAGUGAUUACACUUGAAUUGUGUAUUUAGUGUGUAUCUGAUCCUCCAGUGUUACCCCGGAGAUGGAAUUGAUGUCUCCAUUGUAUUUAAACCAAAAUGAACUGAUACUUGUUGGAAUGUAUGUGAACUAAUUGCAAUUAUAUUAGAGCAUAUUACUGUAGUGUUGAAUGAGCAGGGGCAUUGCCUGCAAGGAGAGGAGACCCUUGGGAUUGUUUUGCACAGGUGUGUCUGGUGAGGAGUUGUUCAGUGUGUGUCUCUUCUCCCCGUUCUCCUUCCCUUAUUGUAGUGCCUUAUAUGAUGAUGUAGUGGUUCAUAGAGUUUACAGUGAGCUUGCCUUAGGACGGACCAGCAAGCCCGUGUGGACCCUAAGCUGUUCACUGGGAUUUAUCAGAACAGGAUUUAGUAGCUGUGUCGUGUAAAUGCAUUGUUGUCAGUUUUCCUGCCGACACUGAAAAAUCGAAACAGCAGCUUUUCUCCUUUACCACCACCUCUACCCCUUUCCACUUUGGAAUCUCCGCCGAGUUCUCGCAGAAGCAUCUUUCCCAUGUGGCUCUCUCACGGUGCGUUGCCACCUUGCUUCUGGGGGAAUUUGGGAAGCAGGUGAGAGGAGUCAAGCCAAUAUUAAAUACGUGGGUUUUUUUUCUUUUCUUUUAGAGUAUGUGCAAUCACUUUUAGAAUGAGAUUUUUUUUUCCUUUUCCCAUGUGGCAGUCCCUCCUGCAAAUAGUCGACAUUCCUAGUAAAGUAUUUGCUUGUUGAGAAAACCCUGUAACAGAUCCGUUUAUACCAAAGAGCCUGUUGUAUUGCUUACCUACCAUGUCCCCACACUAGGAGGAGGAGUUUUGUGAUACCGCUGGUGACCGGGAACUCACGGAAAGGUUUCUGAGCCGGUGAAGAAUAGUAAGAAGGAACCAAAGCCUGUUCAGUCGUCGGGCUGUUGAGGUUUCUUUUUUAACAACUUGUAUAUUCUUGGGGCUGUGAAGUUGUCCUAGUACUCUCAGCUCCUGCAUGGAUCUGGGUCAAGUGGAAGGUACUGGGGAUGGGGAUGUGCCUGCCCAUGAAAGACUUGGGGGAAGAAGAUACAGAAGUGUUCCAUCUGAAUCGAACAGUUUGUACUUGAGGGCUGAGUCCAGGACUGGUUCUUUGUAGAGAUGGCGUCGAGGAGGUGCAGGGUGGAGACGGGGAUUCCAUGGAGCCCGGCCAGCAAGCCCUGUGCCGGGCUGAACACCGAGGAGCUGGCGCGGCGUUUGGAGUUCCUUCCUCGGGAAGAGUAAGGGCUUCCACGAUGGGGCACACAGUCAGUACGGCCUACCGGGGCCAUGUCGGUGUUUUCUACUUUUUCUUAUUUCUUAUUUUCUUUUUUCGGUUGGUCAUCCUCUUGAGUUGUGUUUGUACCGCUCUAUUUAUUGGUGAAGGUACCCAAACAGCUUGCAUAGUUUCCCUCACUAGCGUUACACAGUUUUCUGGUCAACGUGUAUGGUCUUUGUUUCCUUUUUUGCCAAGCAUGUAUGGAUUUUCUUGCUCAAAGGCAGAUCUAGUUUCUAGUAAAAACAUGUUUUGUUCCUUAGCUUUCCUCUACAAGGGAUAAGAUGUGUUGGUUUUGUAACAAAUGAGUUGCGGGAAAAAGACAAAACACACAAAACACUCCACUCCUGCCCCCCGUCCAGUAGUAAGUAGAUACCGCUUAAGAUAUGAAUCUCGUUACCUUCAUGGGGAAAAGACAAUACCAAGAACUUGUAUGGUGAUCUUAAUCACCUUACUAGUAGUGUGUGUGGCUUUUAAGAAUUUUAGAAAUUUUCAGCCUUAGUCUACAAAUUGGCGUUUCAGAUUUACCAAGAUAAAUCUCCAUCUGUGUCUGCUGAAUGUAUAUGUGCUCAGUGUGGCUUUAGAGUCUGUCCCUGGGGCUUCACAUUGCCAGCCGUGGCAGGGCGGAGGGAGCCCUGUGAAUUCUGGCGAGCGGCCUGCCUGGGGUGAUAGCCGCCUAACUUCAGGCCAGCUUAAGGCUCUGAGUCCUUUCUGAACCUUGUAUUUCCAGCUUCUGCCCUUCAGGGUGAGAGAGAACGUGGGGACGGUCUAAGUACAGCCACUCUGGGCUCAUCGGGACUCUUGAUCACCCCAGAGUUUGAAUAGCUCCCACGAGGCGAUACCGCUGUCAGUGCUCAGCUCAGAUACCAGCCCCAGGAAUACGAAGUCCAUUCCAGACAGUUCUGGCCAUCUGAGAGGCUCCACCCGGGAGGCUCGGCUCGACUGCCCUUAGCCAGGCAAGCACUGUGAUGUGUGUUUUAUUCAGCAUUAUUACGCAAAACCCACUGGUUAGGUUGGCUUGUUUUAGGAUAGGAAAUGAAGUUGCCUCUCGGUGAUAGGAAUGGCCCAGGCCUGCUUCCUGUUUUGGUUUUUGGUUUUUGGGUUUUUGUUUUUGUUUUUGUUUGUUUUCUUAACUGAUGGAUGGUGCAGCAUGUCUACAUGGUCGUUUGUUGCUAAACUUUAUAUAAUGCGUGGUUUUGAUUCAGCUUGAAAAAUAAUCUCACUACAUGUAGCAGGACAUUAUGUGUACAUUAUAUGUAAUGUUAGUAUUUCUGCUUUGAAUCCUUGAUAUUGCAAUGGAAUUCCAACUUUAUUAAAUGUAUUUGAUAGGCUAGUUAUUGUGUGCGAUUUAAACUUUUUUUGCUUUCUCCCUUUUCUGGUUGUGCGCUUCCUUUUACAACAAGCUUCUAGAAACAGUUUCUGAGAAUUACUGAGCUAUGUUUGUAAUGCAGAUGUACUUAGGGAGUAUGUAAAAUAAUCAUUUUAACAAAAGAAAUAGAUAUUUAAAAUUUAAUACUAACUACGGGAAAAGGGUCCAUUGUGUAAAACAUAGUUUAUCUUUGGAUUCAAUGUUUGUCUUUGGUUUUACAAAGUAGCUUGUAUUUUCAGUAUUUUCUACAUAAUAUGGUAAAAUGUAGAGCAAUUGCAAUGCAUCAAUAAAAUGGGUAAAUUUUCUGAUUCA
Suricata suricatta (meerkat) is the source of this 8158-nucleotide messenger RNA. RefSeq names its product homeodomain interacting protein kinase 1 (gene HIPK1). Bases 144 to 3776 code for a protein of 1210 amino acids. The record is from RefSeq and is a predicted model, not a curated record. Lineage: Eukaryota; Metazoa; Chordata; Mammalia; Carnivora; Herpestidae. Gene Ontology annotation, biological process: peptidyl-serine phosphorylation; smoothened signaling pathway; intrinsic apoptotic signaling pathway in response to DNA damage by p53 class mediator. Gene Ontology annotation, molecular function: ATP binding; protein tyrosine kinase activity; protein serine/threonine kinase activity. Gene Ontology annotation, cellular component: PML body; nucleus; cytoplasm. The transcript has 16 exons.